Bemisia tabaci is the source of this 721-nucleotide messenger RNA. The record is from RefSeq and is a predicted model, not a curated record. NCBI's taxonomy places the organism in Eukaryota, Metazoa, Arthropoda, Insecta, Hemiptera, Aleyrodidae.
CUAGGAAGCAAGGCGGUGUGGUCCAAAAAUGCAAAUAAAUUAUACAAAACCUGACCGGUGGACUACGAUGAACGACGAGUAUCGCUAUAAUUCGCCAAAGUUUAUAAUGAGACAUAGUGCUCAACCUGCAGAAACUACUGCAACCUCCACAGGCAGUCGUAGUUUCGAGACGCAAUUCAUGCGGAUGUUGCAACGGGUAAACGUCACGGUAGAACAAAAUGAGCUUCGAUUGUUAGACCAGGAGCGACGAGAGCAGACGGAGCUUGAGUGGAAACAGGUGGCGUUGGUAAUGGACCGACUCCUUUUGUGGAUUUUCAUCAUCCUUACAGCCAUUUCCACCACUGUCAUCCUCCGUGGAUCCCCAUACGGCCCGUGAUCUGUCGGUGGCUUUUAUAUCACGCACGCAGGCUGAUUAUUUACUUUCAUAGAUCCUGACCAUUGAUUUGUAAAUUUCAUUUAUGGCGCAUGUAUGAUCAAACGAUUUGUGUUCUAUACUGUGAUUCUACCCAAUGCCCUGCUAAAAAUUCCCAUGGGAGUGGACAGGGUAGGUAUCCCCUGUGCUCCAUGGGGAGUGAACAGGGGAUCCACUGUGCCCCUGUGGGAGUCUGGGGAUCUUCAGUCCCGUCCCUCCGUCCCCGCGCGUCCCGCAGUUUUAAGAUUGGGUUGGCGGACCUCCGGCUUCUCGGUUGUUUUUUUAUAUUAAGUAUUUUGUUUAUUUUCU